This is a messenger RNA of Durusdinium trenchii, 1122 nucleotides long. The record is from the annotation of a GenBank genome assembly. NCBI's taxonomy places the organism in Eukaryota, Dinophyceae, Suessiales, Symbiodiniaceae.
AUGAUGGUGGAUACCAUUGCCUCCAUCAGUUGGGAGAGACCAAGGAGCAAUAUGAAAGCUCUGGCGGUGCUUGCCGACCCUUUGGACAUGGUCCUUUCCCAUCUAUUGAUUGCCAAGUGCCGUAUCAGUGGCCAGGCCGAAGCUGCUAACAAUGGAGGCAAGUUGACACCUGUAAUGAAAGAGAAGCUGAAGAUGAUGAUGCAGAAGCAGGCACAGGAACAGGCAGAGGCAGAGAAAGAGGAAGUAGAGAAGGAGGAGAAACCAGAAGCAACCGCAGAGACGGAGGAAGAACCAGAGGCCGAGAAAGAGGAACCAGCGACAGCCGCAGAGAAGGAGGAGGAACCAGAGGCAGGGAAAGAGGAACCAGCGGCUGAGAAAGAGGAAUCAACGGCAGCCGCAGAGAAGGAGGAACCAGAGGCAGCCGCAGAGGAGAAGCCAGAGGCCGAGGAGACCGGGGAAAUCUUCACAAUUUGGCUGGUUGAUCACUUGAUGCCGGACAAGAGCUGGGAACCACGCAGGCUGACCUUACCGAAGGAGAAGUUGCCUGAAUCGAAGGAAGUCGAACUGAUUAAGGACACCUGGAAGGAUGAAAUUAAGCCAGGUGAACCUGCUGAAAUCCACGUCGUGGAACCCUACGUGGAAAAUUAUCCGGGUGCACCAUCCAUGCAUCUACUGCUGGAACGCAACCCACUCAGGGAGCAUAACCAUCAAGCGGCCGUUUUGCUUGAAAUCAGAACGCCUGGUUCUGAUACCGUGCACUGGAAAGCCCGAUUUGUGGCAAACCCAGCAAGCUUCACAAGCCUCAAUGCUGACAGUCAGAGUAUCAAAGAUGGCUCCAAAAUCACCCUCUUUGGUGACCAAAUCACUGACCAAAGAGCUGAGAAACUUUGGCCUGGCGACCUCCUGGAGGUCAGUGAAAAGCAGGACAAAGAUUUGGCAUUUGCGGGAUGGUCUGCUGAAGCGGAAAACCCAGGUGGCAUCUCAGACGACAUGAAGAAGAAAUUGGUGGCAGAAGCGGCCGAAGUCAAAACCAUCGAGAAGCAGCUUGAGGAGAAGGUAGAACAGGAGGCGGCAAGCAGCGAGGCAGAGACGCCAGAAGAGCCUGCUGAGAAGACAAUAUGA